AUGGAGUUUCAGUGCCUUGCAUUGUUUUUUUCUCUCAUUGUGAUACUGAUGGCUGCUCAGGCUGCCUUACCUCCAGAAGUUUACUGGGAAAGGAUGCUUCCAAACACACCAAUCCCCAAAGUAAUCAGAGAAUUUCCCAAGCUAGGCCCAGUUGCUAAUCAUCAUCUUCAUGAUCACUCAAAACCAAGUUUAUAUUUCUCAGAAGAAAGAUUGAGGCGGGGCGCAAAAUUGGAUGUGCAGUUCGCUAAAAGAAAAUUUGUAACCCCGUUGUUGCCCCGCGAAAUUACACAACGCUUACCAUUCUCAUCAGAAAAGGUAAAUGAAAUAUUAGAGAUUAUGGCUGUGAAGCCAGAGUCUAAGAAUGCUGAGAAUAUGAAGAAAACUCUGAAUAUUUGUGAAGAGCCUGGAAAUAAUGGUGAAGAAAAACAGUGUGUAACUUCAGUAGAAUCCAUGGUAGACUUUGUCACUUCUAAACUUGGCAAUAAUGUCCAUGUUACUUCUACAGAAAUUGAAAGCAAGUCCCAAAAGUUCAUUGUUAAAGAUGGAGUGAAGGUUUUAGCAGAAGAAGAGAUAAUUGCAUGUCACACAAUGAGUUACCCAUAUGUUGUGUUUUACUGCCAUAAGAUAUUAAACACUACUGCACAUUUUAUGCCAUUGGAGGGAGAAGAUGGAACUAGAGUUAAAGCUGUAGCAGUGUGCCACAAAGACACAUCAGAAUGGGAUCCACACCAUAUUGCAUUCCAAGUUCUCAAAGUCAAGCCUGGGACCAGUCCUGUGUGUCAUGUCUUCCCUGACGGUGAUCUUCUUUGGUAUGCUAAAUAGGGUUAACUAAACCUAUCAUGCCAUCAAUACUAUCUUUAUAUUAAAUAAGGCAUUUCUGGAUUGUGUGAUCAUGUACUCUUUCAGCCUACAAUAUCUUUCUCUUUGUUCGGAAUUAUGUAAGAUAUCAUGAAUAAAAAAAUGAUGAU
Vigna radiata var. radiata (mung bean) is the source of this 968-nucleotide messenger RNA. Its product is annotated as BURP domain protein RD22-like. Bases 1 to 822 code for a protein of 273 amino acids. The record is from RefSeq and is a predicted model, not a curated record. NCBI's taxonomy places the organism in Eukaryota, Viridiplantae, Streptophyta, Magnoliopsida, Fabales, Fabaceae. The transcript is spliced from 3 exons.